AUUAUAUAUAAUAAAUCACGGGAUAGUCCCAAAAUGUAGUGGCGGAGUCUGACUUAUUGAGAGAUACACAGCAUAAUAUAUGACUGCCAAAUGAAACACUACAUAUUGCUACAUAUAUGUAGAAUAGGAACAUUUUUGACUGCAUUUGACAAUGGAUACAUUUCAAAAUUUAGUGGAAAGUCCUUAGAUGAAAUUGCCUGUGAAGACAUAUAUUCAAAUGAUGAUCAUGAUGAUGAUGAUGUUGGAAAAGAACGAGCCAGAAAAAAGAAAACUGGACCUAAGCCUUCAAAACUCCCAACAGACAUAGAUGUGAGUGAUGAACAUGAUGGCAAUGAUGAUGAUAAUGAUGAAGAUGGGGAUGAUCAUGUUGGAAAAGAACGAGCUAGAAAAUAGAAAACUGGUCCUAAGCCUUCAAAACUCCCAACAGGUAAAACUGUAUGUCGAGAGGAAGAGGAAGCAAAUUCAAUAAAGAAGCCUUGCAAGAAUUGUGGGAACAUUUUUUUAGGACUUUUUGCAAUUGGUUUUUGUUUGUCGUCAUGUGUUGUUAAUUUUGUGCUGACAAUUA
Molecule: messenger RNA, 565 nt
Organism: Magallana angulata
Lineage: Eukaryota; Metazoa; Mollusca; Bivalvia; Ostreida; Ostreidae
Exons: 5
Coding region: 91-393 (100 amino acids)
Source: RefSeq, a predicted model, not a curated record